AUGUAUCCCCUCAAACCUGCUCCCUCUGCAACAGGCUUACAGAAAAGUGAACCACCUGCAGAAUCACUACUUGGCUUCUAUGGGCUUUUGCCCUACGCCUUCAGUCUGCGUCCAGACGAGCACAGCCACGCGGUCCAGGCAAUUUUCUGCCACCAGUGCCUGGGAAAUACUGGCAAAUCCAUCAUUGUUCAGCAUCGCCUUCCAGGAUCGUUGCUCCAGCGUUUAUCUGCCAGUGCCUCUGCACCGGUCCAGCUGGCGUGCGGCAGCGGCGGCCGCGAGGAGGACGACCGGGCGGAGGAGCCGGACUCGGCGGAGCAGCGGGCCGCGGGCCGCAAGAAGAAGACGCGCACGGUCUUCAGCCGCAGCCAGGUCUUCCAGCUCGAGUCCACCUUCGACAUGAAGCGGUACCUGAGCAGCGCCGAGCGCGCCGGCCUGGCCGCCUCGCUGCAGCUCACCGAGACGCAGGUGAAGAUCUGGUUCCAGAACCGGCGCAACAAGUGGAAGCGGCAGCUGGCCGCAGACCUGGAGGCCGCCAGCGUGUCCCACUCCGCCCAAAGGAUAGUGCGGGUGCCCAUUCUGUACCACGAGAACUCGCCGGCCGGCGCCCUCGGCUUCCCCCUGCCCCACGUGUCCCCGCCGCUGGUGGGCUUUUCUAACGCUGUCACCUACCCCCUGGCCACCUUCCCCGCCGCCUCGGUCCCUUUCCUGCGGUCGCAGAUGACCGGGCUCGUGUGAGGCCCCUGCCCCGGCCGCGGCAGCGGCCCCUCCUCCGCCUGCGGACUGCGGCUCCCCCCGCCCGCUCCUUCAUGUCCUGCUUCCCAGUCGUUGAAUUCGUGCAAUAAACGUGCCGGGGGCCGAGCACCCAAAGAAGCGCAGCCCCUGGCCCCGUGGAGCCGGACACUCGCGCCCCGCGGCCGCCGGCGCAGCGCAGCGCAGCGCAGCA
Gavialis gangeticus (Gharial) is the source of this 943-nucleotide messenger RNA. It is a transcript of the gene HMX1, whose product is annotated as H6 family homeobox 1. Gene Ontology annotation, cellular component: nucleus. The record is from RefSeq and is a predicted model, not a curated record. Gene Ontology annotation, molecular function: DNA-binding transcription factor activity, RNA polymerase II-specific; RNA polymerase II transcription regulatory region sequence-specific DNA binding. The transcript is spliced from 3 exons. Bases 1 to 735 code for a protein of 244 amino acids. Gene Ontology annotation, biological process: regulation of transcription by RNA polymerase II; negative regulation of DNA-templated transcription. NCBI's taxonomy places the organism in Eukaryota, Metazoa, Chordata, Crocodylia, Gavialidae.